CAGCAAUUUACAUCACCAUUAAUCCCAAUCACUAAUUACCUAUAGAGAAUAAAUAAUCGCGUCCAUAACUUCGAAGUUCAAACUAUGUCAGAAGUGGUUGUUCCACAACUCCGUAGCCACAAUAUGGGAGUUAAGAGAGACCAUCAAGGCAGGGAGAAGAUGGACAGCAGGGUGGGCAACAGAGCAGAUAAGGAUAUGCCUCGCAACGCUUAUACAUCCAUGUUCGAGUCAUUCCGAAGCGAGCUGGACGAGCAUCACGACCGACGCAUGAAGAUUGGAAAAGUCUCGCGAGACGUCACCGCCCUUAGUAAGAAGAUCAUAUUCUCACUACAACGUGUCCACAAGCUUAACCAACCAUUCCCCGCUCACAUUCAAUCUGAUGUCGACGAUCGCUUAAAAGAGAUCGCUAAACUUUUGAUGACUAUCGAGGGGGAUGUGGCCGGAAUGAAUCGACAUCGCUACCCGCUCAUAUGCCUUGAGGAAUUCGUCGAGGCUAUCUCAUUUUCUCACUAUCUCCAGCACCAGAAGAUCAUCACACUCACCGAAGCACAGGCGGCACUUCCUGUUAACAUAACCCUAACCCCCUCAGAUUACGUUUUCGGUAUAUUCGAUCUCACCGGCGAGAUGAUGCGCUUCGCAACCGCCGUCACCGCCCUUAGCGGGAGCAUGCCCGGCCUAGAUGUUAAGAGCUCGGAAGGCCGAACGAUUCUGAACGACAUGCAGGAAGUGAGCUCCGUGCUGCAGAUUUGCCCUCCCCUUGGCGGGAAGCCUGGUACCUACUCUAAGAAAUUAGGUAUUAUGAUCGAGCAAGUGCGAAAAGUUGAGAGACUUGGAUAUGGCAUCACCGUACGAGGUAACGAGCGGCCAAAGGGUUGGAUGCCGGAUAUGAACGAGCCUACCGGAGGCGAGGGAUAUCAGGAGGAUGUCAUUAUGGAUUAAGUCAUGCCUAAAUCUAUCAGUGUACUAUACGCCUAUAGUAGGAUAUAGGCCCCAUGGCUCGCUUUAUGUAGCCAUCGUUACUGUCUUCUAGCACUUACCUGAUUAGGACGGCACCUCCGGCGUAUUCGAGUAUCCUACUAGUUGUCAUUAGAUAAUUACCUGGUCUAAUAGGUUACCAGAAGUUCAACUCCCUAGGAGCUUGUUAGAUUUGGGCUCGGGCACGGCUGUGUUGCUGUUCCGUGAGUAGGUACUUAUGCACAGCAAUAUUCGGUAAGAUCGACAACCCCAUAUCUCCAUUAUCGGAACCGUCUAGACUAUAUUGCUUAAAUGACGAGAUCAUGAAGGUUUCUUAGUAGGCUGGGGGCGAUGACUCCUUACUUUUCUCUGGCGUCCUGGUUGGAAUAUAUAAGGCAUAUGUCUAGGCAGGUAGCGAUGCAUAUCAAUGAUAUCUUAAUUAUACUUAUUCA
This is a messenger RNA of Annulohypoxylon maeteangense, 1406 nucleotides long. Its product is annotated as Translin. NCBI's taxonomy places the organism in Eukaryota, Fungi, Ascomycota, Sordariomycetes, Xylariales, Hypoxylaceae. The transcript is spliced from 4 exons. The coding region runs from base 85 to 939 and encodes 284 amino acids. Gene Ontology annotation, molecular function: RNA binding; sequence-specific DNA binding; RNA endonuclease activity. Gene Ontology annotation, cellular component: nucleus; cytoplasm. The record is from RefSeq and is a predicted model, not a curated record.